CCUAUUCAAACAGUAUUUAUAUAUCUAGAGAGCCGAGACGUCUAAUUAUCAUGAAUGAUCGAAUAAUUAAUUAGUUAAGCAAGCAUCAGUUAUGGCACAUGUGCAUCAGUUUUCUUGAAAUAUCAUGGGCUGUGCGAAAAGGAAAGCACACGUUCUCUUUCCCUAAUCGUCUUAAAAAUCUCGAGUUAACUUUUGUUUGCUAUAAUUAAAUUAAUCCAUCACCGAUCAUAUCUCUGGCUAGUUUGAAGAUUUAUUAGGGUUGGUCGCACCCCAAUUCACAGGAAUUUUAGGUCCCUUUGCUCCACACCAUGGAUUUACUGGAGAAUUUUGACAACAACAUGGUUUUUAUGGAGAAAGCAGAAAACACUAUGGAUUUACUGGGGAGUGUGGAUCUUCUGGUUGAAAAUUUGUGGGAAGCCGAGAGAAGUUACUAUCAGCACUUUGAUCUCAACUUUCCAGUUCCUGUUGAGAACAAUAUACCUCCCUAUGGCCCGUGGUUUCCUGCCCAACCACAGAUUAUUCAAGCUGAAGCAUAUGGAUUGACACGGCAACAUCAAACUGCACGAGAUGUUGAGGUCAUUGAUGAUGAUAUUGCUAUAAUCUCCCCCAACACAUUUGAUCAAGCCAGGAAGAAAGCUAGGAGAAAUCCUGAUGCAGAAGUAAGGGAAAAUAUAAAUAUGGCCAAUCAGGUUCAUGCUGCUGGGAGUGUGCCCCAACUCCCUGGAUCAUCCCAGGCUGUGCCACCAUCCCAGUUCCCUGGAUCGUCCCAGACUGUGCCACCGCCCCAACUUUCUGGAUUGUCCCUGACAGUGCCACCGCCCCAUUUUUCAGGAUUGUCCCAAACUGCACCGCCGCCACCAGCACCAGUGUUUUGUUGUCCGAUUUGUAUGGACGAGAUGAAAGAAGCAACAUCGACAAAAUGUGGUCAUGUUUUCUGCAAGAGUUGCAUUGAAAAAGCACUAGCUGUUCAGAAGAAGUGUCCUACUUGCAGGAUGAAAUGUAUAGCGAAAUCCAUCUUCAGGAUCUUUCUUCCUGCAUUUCUUUAAAAAUUCCUUUAUUUGUAAGCGUAGACUUUGAUUUAACUUAAUUUAAAAGACUGCUAAAUAUCUUAA
Populus nigra (black poplar) is the source of this 1112-nucleotide messenger RNA. Its product is annotated as E3 ubiquitin-protein ligase complex SLX5-SLX8 subunit SLX8-like. The transcript has 4 exons. The record is from RefSeq and is a predicted model, not a curated record. Bases 309 to 1046 code for a protein of 245 amino acids. Lineage: Eukaryota; Viridiplantae; Streptophyta; Magnoliopsida; Malpighiales; Salicaceae.